This is a messenger RNA of Macroventuria anomochaeta, 790 nucleotides long. RefSeq lists its product as uncharacterized. The record is from RefSeq and is a predicted model, not a curated record. The transcript is spliced from 2 exons. NCBI's taxonomy places the organism in Eukaryota, Fungi, Ascomycota, Dothideomycetes, Pleosporales, Didymellaceae. The coding region runs from base 317 to 775 and encodes 152 amino acids.
CAGAGAUGGACGCGCAUCGCACACAUCUUGGAAUUUUUAAGGCCUGAAGUUCUGACUUUCCCGGACGAGGACUAGUGUCCUAGAUACAGAAAUUGCGUGUUCGAUUGCCAGUUGUUCGCUGCUGAUCAACACCAUGAUUGACACGAGCUUCGCCUAAAACAGCCCCUAGACAACGCACAUCAUGGCAUGAUCCCAGCAGGUCGUAGGCAUACAUAGGCAAGCUUUUGGCAUCCAAGGUAAGCAGGACAACUAAUCACCAGUGUGCAGCAGAGAAUCAGCAAGAUCAUCACUUGAAAAGGAAUCCAACAGCAAAAGUAUGGCCACCGAAGGCACAGUACAGCUGAGCGACGCGCAUGCCCCUCACCAGGCAUCUAUAGAUGCCAUCGAGUCCAUCCUAGAUACGGUGAAGGAGGAACUUGUGAAGCUCCGCCGAGAUCAUGACAGACACGAGCCUGAGUAUUUCCGCGCCGUCAAGCACGUAUCCGAUCCAGACCUGACCUCGUUCACCGUCCGCGACCUCGGGUCUGUCCGUGUCGCUAUCUCAGCCUACGGCCUGCACCUGUUUGGGAAGAUCCGGCUCCCAGCCGUAGAUGAUGGCUACAUACAUGUACGCGUUUUUGGCUCACCAAAGGACGGCACAGACGGCAGCAGCGCAGAUGAGCGCGAGUACAGUCUACAUAGCAUACAUACAGAAGAGAUCAUCAAGGAGGACGGAGACAGAGUGUACCGGGCUAUAUUCGGGCGCAACGAUGAGCUAGAGUGGUUUGAUACCUAAUAUACAGAAUCUACA